Molecule: messenger RNA, 1214 nt
Organism: Magallana angulata
Lineage: Eukaryota; Metazoa; Mollusca; Bivalvia; Ostreida; Ostreidae
Exons: 4
Coding region: 103-543 (146 amino acids)
Source: RefSeq, a predicted model, not a curated record
UGCCCAUCGAGCCGCUACAGUCAGGCAUGGGGACGCAACCAAUGCCCAUUGAGUCGCUACAGCCAAGCAUGGCGGGCCUUGAUCAAUGUACAGCCAGUCGCCAUGCACUCCCUCCAGGUCCUCCUUUGUGUGUUCUGUGUCGCCGUGGGUUUUCAGGCAGCCCAAGCAGCACUGGGAGGGGGAGUCUGCACCAUUCCAGCAGCAGGAAGUCCAGGAGCCAGUACUGCGUGUACUUCUAUCAACAAUGGCUUCUGUCUCAUAGACCAUUUGACGAUCACAGGAGCCGUCACAGGCGUAACAUUCGAUGGCGUGUGUGUCUGCUAUGAUGGAUUCAGUGGAACUGUAUGCGGAACCGCUAACCCCACUACUACUACUACCACCACCACAUCCAACAACAACGCCAUCACUGCCCUGGUACUCGGGGGUCUGGGCGCCUAUCUGCUGUCCCAGGGUGGACAAGGAGGAUAUGGAGCUGAAACAGGAGCACAGGCCGCCCAGGAAGCUCUCUAUCUGCAACAAGCUGGAUUCGGAAUCGGCAAAUAAACGGGAAAGCAUACACUAACUCGUCAUGAUGAAAGGAAAAAACUGAAGUUAAUUUACACCAAAGAAUUCCCAUUCGUCUCACUCAAAAAGGUCAACAGAGGUUAAACAAAUAUAUAAAUAAAUAAACCAAAACAUGACCAAAAAAAAAGUGUUUACAAAUACUAUCGUGAUUACUCAAGCGUACAUUCUGCUAGUGACUGUCAAAUCCAUUGACUGGUGCUAAUGCCCGUCACAUUUGAGUAAGCACAAUUAUUUGUUUGGGUUAUAUUAUUGUGUCCUUUAUACUUUAUUCUACGAAAUACUUUAACACGCCUAUUGAUGUACACAUUUACAUGCAGAUAUAUAUUGUAUGAUGGGGUGACUUUUAUUUUUUCUUAAAACACCGGAGACUAGGGGUUGAGGGAAAGUGCGAUUUUUGUAUGGUACAGGAAUCGGAAAUAAUGGGGAGGGAAAAUUUGUUACUUAAAGAAAAGCAUCAAACUAUGCAUGACUGCAUGUACAACUCUUUUUUAAAUUCUAGUACGAUGAUCCGCAGGUCUCUUGUAUAUCUUUUUUUACACUGUAAACAUGAGUACUAUUAAGAUUGGUUAUCUGAAUUGUCGGGGUUUGGCGUCAGAUCACAUAAAACGACGAGAUAUUUUUGAAAAAUGUCGAAAUAAAUAUGAUAUUAC